CUUCUUCAUACUAAACAUUACCAAUAUCUCAUUUCAGCCUACUAGGAAGAACAUACAACCUCUCCCCUUUACAUUCUAGCAGUAGCCAAAGAUGGCCUCUCACAGCCAAGAUGUCAAGAACGUCAUAGAUAAUGCCAAGGUAUGGUGCACGAAAAGAGUCGCUGUCGAGAGAGCAUUGGAUGGAAAUAUUAAGAGGAGUCUUAGAAUUCGAGUUCGCGAAAAGUUUAACAGCCUUUCCAAUUCGGGAAAACGGUUUGAUGGCCUUAUUUAUGAAAUCUUUACGUCGAAGUACGGGAUGGAUUGUUAUUACGGUACUCCUACUGAAGAAGAUUGGGAAAAGAUCAAAGACGCAUAUGAAGAGGCCGCAGGGUUGGCUACAGAGCUGCUUGCAGUUCUUAACGAUUGCUUACGCAUCCUGCGAAUUCAUGUGUAGA
This is a messenger RNA of Daldinia decipiens, 434 nucleotides long. RefSeq lists its product as uncharacterized. The transcript has a single exon. The record is from RefSeq and is a predicted model, not a curated record. NCBI's taxonomy places the organism in Eukaryota, Fungi, Ascomycota, Sordariomycetes, Xylariales, Hypoxylaceae. Bases 92 to 433 code for a protein of 113 amino acids.